CUUAAUGUUUGAAAUGUUCUUCCUAUAGCCUUGAAAAUCUCUCAGACAUCUUACACGUGAGAGGUGAGGAAAGAAAAUAUGAAGUGUGGAAAAUAGUUACCCUGUGUGAGGGCAUUUCAGAGCUGUUGUUCAGUGAGCUUCGGUUAUCAAUGUGUGAGACAUGACACCACUGAGGCCAGCUGAUUACCCGCUGAUGACGUCACACUCCUGUCAGCCAAUCAUAAACACUGUUGAUGGUACAUGAACGCAGUGACUGGCUGACCGCACCACCAAUAGGAUGCUGCCAACCAACGUGGUCUCAUUUGUCAAAAAGAUGGUGGCGUCGGAGGGGAGUGGCGGGGGUCAGGGAGGAGGUGGGGGUCUUGGGGCCAGGUCAGAGGUACCCGAGACUGGCACUGCCCUCUCCAAGCUCCGCCACACUCUCACCUCUGGCAUUCACGGCACAGUGACGAAGUUGUCCCCGACGAGGCCACCGCCCGCCACAAACCCCGAGGGAUCGUUAUCGUCAUCAUCGUCAUCGUCGUCAGCGGGGGUGGUGCAGUCGUCGGCGGUGUCUUCCGAGGAGAGGUCACUACUGCAGAAGGUGUGGGACAAGAGCGAGCGCUUUGACCCUUCUGACGCCCGGAUAUUUAAAGCACCGCCCAUCACCACGCCCACGGCCCCAUCAGUAGGAAUCAUCGGUGGAUCGGGAGGAGCGGGCGGCCUGUCUCCUCUAUCCUCCCCAAGUGGCGGCAAGCAGGGCGAGCCAACACCUACUGCCAUCGUCCUCUCCGCCCGCUCUCAGAGGUCACCUGGGUCCUCCUGUCGGGUCUGUGUUAAGACUCUAAAGGACUCGGAGUUCUUCAAGGUGUGUUCAGAGUGCGGGAAUAAAGUGUGUGAAGACUGCGCCUCCUACUCUACGCACUCCUCGGAUGGUGAACAGGAGAAAUGGAACUGCAGUAUCUGUCGGCGGCGUCUUUCCUCUCGGGCCAAGAACGAGCAGCCAGCGUCCUCGGAGGGCAGCAGUACCCUCACCCCUGGCAUGCCCUCCAUCAUGGCGGCCCCGAUGCCUCCUCCCAGCCCAGGGGCACCCACAGCCCUCAACAUCUUCAGCGGCCUGGCUGCUAUGGCUUCCUCAAUGGCCGGCAACCAGUCCCAGCAGGCUACGACCCCCUCGACCCCUCUACCCAGCCCCCUGCCCUCAGGUCUGCCGAGGGCUGGGUCUAGCACACACCUCAACACCCUAUCCACCACGCCCUCCACGCCCACGACAGCCGAGCCCCCGACAGCCAACGGCUACCCUCACCGCAAGCUGUCGAGAGGUUCAUGCAAGCAGACCUCACUCGACCGGACCAAGUCUAUAGAAAGGUCUAGGUCGAGGGACGAGUCGAGAGAUAGACGGCCGCCCUCAGCUGUCCCUGGUAGUGGUGAUGGUCGUCGGCCUCGGGACAGGUCGCGAGAGAGACCAUCAGUACCACGUCGCCGCUCGGAUAACGAUGACGACAACCCGAGGUCAUCGUCAUCGUCACGUACGGCCUCGGUGCGUCGUGGGCGUAUGAGUGACUACAUGCUCAGGGACGCAUCCGAUGACCACCUCAACUUCCAACGCAUCCACGCAGCGCACAGUGAGACCGACGUAUCCAGGUCCCGCAAGACGAGUCAUCACAACCUGCACCCCUUCCACCACCGCGCACCACAUUUCUAAUACCACCACUACCACCACCCACUCCCACAUCACA
Messenger RNA from Homarus americanus (American lobster), 1718 nucleotides. RefSeq names its product soluble scavenger receptor cysteine-rich domain-containing protein SSC5D-like. NCBI's taxonomy places the organism in Eukaryota, Metazoa, Arthropoda, Malacostraca, Decapoda, Nephropidae. Bases 278 to 1684 code for a protein of 468 amino acids. The record is from RefSeq and is a predicted model, not a curated record. The transcript is spliced from 9 exons.